Cervus elaphus (red deer) is the source of this 1058-nucleotide messenger RNA. Its product is annotated as olfactory receptor 51I2. Bases 73 to 1011 code for a protein of 312 amino acids. Gene Ontology annotation, biological process: G protein-coupled receptor signaling pathway. Gene Ontology annotation, cellular component: membrane. The transcript has a single exon. The record is from RefSeq and is a predicted model, not a curated record. Gene Ontology annotation, molecular function: olfactory receptor activity; G protein-coupled receptor activity. Lineage: Eukaryota; Metazoa; Chordata; Mammalia; Artiodactyla; Cervidae.
AGUAAGUGCAGCUCUCAGAAAUCGCUAAAUCAGAAGGUCUGACCCUGGAAAGCUCUCUGGCUUCCUUUUGCCAUGGCAUUGUACAACAUCACUCACCCUGCCUUCUUCCUUCUGACUGGGAUCCCUGGCCUGGAGAGCACUCAGCUCUGGCUAGCAGGACCCCUCUGUGUGAUGUACGCUGUGGCUCUCGGGGGCAACUCGGUGAUCCUGCAGGCUGUGAGAGCGGAGCCCAGCCUGCAUCAGCCCAUGUGCUACUUCCUGUCCAUGCUGUCUCUCAGUGACAUGGCCAUGUCCGUGGCCACACUGCCUACUGUGCUCAGAACCUUCUGCCUCAAUGCCCGCACCAUUGAUUUUCAUGCCUGCCUAAUCCAGAUGUUCCUCAUUCAUUCUUUCUCCAUGAUGGAGUCAGGCAUUCUGCUGGCCAUGAGCUUUGACCGCUAUGUGGCCAUUUGUGAUCCCUUGCGCUAUGCCACUGUGCUCACUAAUGAAGUCAUUGCUGGAAUGGGUUUAGCUGUGACUGCUCGGAGCUUCAUCAUCCUCUUUCCUCUUCCCUUUCUUUUCAAGAGGCUUCCUAUCUGCAGAUCCAAUGUCCUUUCCCACUCCUACUGCCUCCACCCAGACAUGAUGAAGCUGGCCUGUGCUGAUAUCACUAUCAACAGCAUCUAUGGAUUCUUUGUUCUUAUUUCCACGUUUGGCAUGGACUUGUUAUUUAUCUUCCUGUCCUAUGUGCUCAUUCUGCGCUCAGUCAUGGCCAUUGCCUCCCGUGAGGAACGCCUCAAAGCUCUCAACACAUGUGUGUCACAUAUCUUGGCUGUACUUGCAUUUUAUGUACCAAUGAUUGGAGUCUCCACAGUGCACCGCUUUGGGAAGCAUGCCCAACGCUACAUACAUGUCCUUUUGUCCAACAUCUACCUCUUUGUACCUCCUGUGCUCAACCCUCUCAUUUAUAGCGCCAAGACAAAAGAGAUCCGCCAAGCCAUCGUUCGCAUGUUUCACCGCAUCAAAAUGUGACUUUGAUAUUUGGUUUUAAAAUCUGAUGCUUAUUGUAGUCAUAGACU